Messenger RNA from Nelumbo nucifera (sacred lotus), 4017 nucleotides. Lineage: Eukaryota; Viridiplantae; Streptophyta; Magnoliopsida; Proteales; Nelumbonaceae. The record is from RefSeq and is a predicted model, not a curated record.
AUGGGCGCGAGAGAUAGUGACGGUUUAGCGGGAAGGCGGGACUCAAGGCCCUCGUCGACGGUGGAAAUCCCAGAGAGACAUCGCGCCGCCGACCGAGAAAAUGAUCGCCACUCGCCGGAUUCAUCUAGGUCUUCAUCUCCUCGGUACUAUUCCGACGAUCGUCGUAGCCGUAGUCCUGAGAAGCCCUGGGUCUGUAGCUUGUCCCGAGAUGGCCGACGAUUCGACCGUAGCGAUCACAAGGAUCAUGACGCACCAUUUCUCGAUAGAGGUUUUAGGAAUGGACGUUUCUCGGACUCAGAUUCUGAUGAGGAGUUAAAGGGCUUGAGCUACGAAGAGUAUCGGCGGCUUAAACGUCAGAAAUUGAGAAAGAGUCUGAAAAACUGUAUUUGGAAUGUAACUCCUAGCCCUCCUCGGAGUGAAAGGGAGCAGUCGGAGCCACCAGAUGAAGUGAAGGAAACUGCAGAUGACAAUCAAUAUAGAGAUGGAGAUCAGGAAAAUGUCAUUGAUCGCGGUGUGCGUUCUGAACCUGAAGAAUCUCGGAGUGGUUCUUCUGAGACGGAAUCUGAUUCUGAGUCAGAUACUGACAGUUCGACAUCGAGGAGAAAGAAGGGAAGGAGAGGUAAGACUGAUAGGCGGAAAAUUAAAUCUUCAACUUCUAGGCGGCGUAGAAGUAGGAAAUCCGAUAAUGAUACGGAAUCGGAUGAGGACAUCAGUGAUACUGAGAGCUCUGACUAUUCCAGUGACGAAGGCAGUAGAGAUAGGAAGAAGUCACAAAGAAGGAAGAAUAGGCGAUGGAAAAAGAGCAGCAGGUACAGCAGUAAGAGAAGGACAAGGAGUAAGAGCAGUGAAUUUGAUGGGAGCCUGAGUGAGGAGAGUGGAAGUGAUCAUUCUUAUUCAAGCCGGUCCUCUGAUGAUCACACGAGAUCCAGGAAGAAGAGACGAGUUAAGUCGUCUUCUCGUACAAAAAGAAGCAGGGAAACGAGAAGGUCUGAAUCGAUAAGUGAGAGUUCCACCGAGAGUUCCGAUUCGGAGAAUAAGACUAAGAACAAUGCAAAAGCAGAUGACGCAAAGAAUGCUGAGAUCAAUGCUGAGGCUCGUAUGUUUAAAGAGAUGAUUGGGUCACAAAAGAAACCUGCUUUGGAUAAUGAAGCCUUUGUGGGACCUGUGCCUCUUCCAAGGGCCGAAGGGCAUAUUAGCUAUGGAGGGGCUCUGAGGCCGGGUGAAGGUGAUGCGAUUGCUCAGUAUGUGCAACAAGGGAAGCGUAUUCCUCGAAGAGGAGAAGUGGGUCUUUCAGCUGAGGAAAUCCAGAAGUUUGAGAGCCUCGGCUUUGUGAUGAGUGGUAGUAGACAUCAAAGAAUGAAUGCCAUCCGUAUCAGAAAAGAAAACCAGGUGUACAGUGCUAGGACAAGCGGGCAUUGGCAAUGUUCAACUAUGAGGAGAAGGCGAAACGUGAACACAAGGUUAUGGCUGACCUGCAGCGGUUGGUGCAACGCCAUAUUGGGCAGGAUAUUGGUCCCACGCAUGAUCCUUUUGCAGCAAAGGGCUCGGAGGGUGCCGACACGUGAUCCUCAUAUACAAUUCAUCGGGAGGAAUACAGAUGAGAUCAGGUUGCUCUCAAUCCUUGAGACCUUCUGGUACUUCUUGCUGCAGGCUUUAAAGGGCUUCUGUUUGUACAGAUGACUUGGUGGUGCCUCUCUCUCCCUCUCUCUCUCUGUCACAUACACAGACAAGUAUCAGUUCAGAUCUUGAUUACUGAAAUAUGCACUAUCAUGUCUGUUAGCCAUGAGUUAUCCACUGGAGAAUUGAACUCUAGGAAGAUACCCUAAUCAAGUUCCAUCCGAUCUUCUUAAUCUUUUUCCCUCUGCACACUAUAAGAAACUUGCAUUCUGCCCAAUCUCACUGUUCGGGUAUUGCAAUAUGUAUUUGUGGUCUCAUCAAGUUGUAGUCUCCAAGUUUCCAACUAUUGGAUGGCUAUGAGAAGAAAGAUAUGAAUAAAGAACGGUCCUGGUGGAGGCAUUUGAUUCAAAUUGUGUGAAUCAGCAUCACCUACACUGUAAGCUCUCUCCAUGAUAUGAUCAAUAUUUUAGUUACCUUUAUCUACUUUGGAAGAUGAUCAAAUUAGCGGCCUAGAUUUCAUUCUCUGUUGUCUCAACAUAUGAUGCCCAUGUAGAGCAUACAAUGAUGUUGACUGUUGAGCAGGAAAAUGACUUGUCUAUGUCUACGAUCAAAUACCGUUGCUUGAUCAGUUUGGCCUUUUCAAGACCGGCAGCGGCGUAGUUUUAUCUAAACAUUCAUCGAUUCACCAUUGUGAAGAUUUUAUCAGGUUUUCAAUUGGCUGGGUUUUUAUACCGUCAGGAUUCUCAAAAUCUAUCGGGAUAUCAUCAGAAAAAAGUUUGCUGAAGAAGUCCACACGGUCGUGAAUCCACCAUUGGCUCGUAAAGUCUCUGUCUCUUAAUUUCUUUUCCUUGAGCCCAAUAAAACAUGGACAUGUUUUCCAUUCAUUUUCUUGCAGCCAUAUAGGGAUGCAUCGAGGAAACAACAGGAUGCAGAGGAAAGGUAGAAUAACCAAGACAUGCAUGGAUAUGUUAGGAAAACCCAUAGAAAUCUUUUAAAAACAUCAAUAACACAAAUUUUAAAAGUAAAUCGUCUAAAAAAAUAUGGUAUUAAGUAUCAACAUAUAAGAACCACAUUUUAAUAGCAUGUUCGAAAUAAUACGUUGGAACCAAAAUACUAAACAUAUACUGAUUGUAAUUUACAUUUUCCAGAAUUAUUUGAGAUUAUUUAUAUAAAAUGCUUACACAAAUCCGAACAAAAUUAAAUAAAUAUAUUGAAUGGUAAAUAAAGAUAUUACAAAUUUUGGAAUUUGUAAGAUAGUUAAUUCUUUCACAUUUACAAGUAUCAAUAUAUUUUAGAGUAAACUACAAAAAUCUCUCCUGAAAUUUCUCACAAUCAUAAAAACCUCCCUUGUAGUUUCACUUUAGCAAACACCUCUACAUUUUUAAAGAAUUUGACAAAAACAUCCCUUCCGUUAAUGACCAAGACCGAAAACGUUAAAUCGCUUAAUCAUUUUUUUAAAUACUUAUUUUACCCCUAAUAGCAUGUUAUCCCCUUUUCCUCUCCCAUCGAUCUCUUUCUUCAACUGACCAUACCUUCGAAACUCCAUUUGUAGUCCACUUUCAAUAUCCAAGGUUAAUGUCUGAACUUGACAUCCAGAUUCUUGCAGCCUUUUAUCCCUUUAUAGAGGCAAAUGCUGAGGACUCAGGCACUGGGACAAAGGAGUAUGUGCAUGUGCAUAUACAACAAAGAAAUGGUCGGAAAAUCCUAACAAUGCAAGGUUUUAGGAAGGAAUUCAGUUACUUCAAAAUACUCAAGGAUUUGAAGAAGGAAUUUUGUUGCAAUUGUACCAUUGUCCAAGACCCAAAGCUAGGCCAAGUUUUUCAACUACAAGGCGAUCAAUAAAAGAAUGUGUCGACAUUCCUCGUUCAAGCUAGAAUUGUGAAGAAGGAACAUAUCAAGAUUCAUGGUUUUUUAGCAGCAACAGACCAGUCCCUGCAUUAUCAUACUUUACACAUGUCAGCAAAGAACUCCACUGUCCGAAGAGGAGGGACGCAACAUUGAUUUCACCAAUCCAAACCCAUUAUUUAUCUCUCUUUUCUUCUCCUCCUUUGUCACUGUCCCUGCAUGGCAUUGAACUGCCCCCAUAGCUCGAAUCUUCACUGCGAAUACAACACCACCGUUGGAACCACGGUGGUCACCAUUCCCAACCAAGCAUCGUCUAAAAAAGAAGAAAGGCUGUCAAGUUUGCACUCAGAUCGAUGGUGACGACUGUUGGUUAGAUUCAAACACCAAACGGAGAGAGAGAAAGAGAGAGGUCAUGUUAUAUUAUGAGUUAUGAUUAUUCUUCAAUCUUCAUUGCAGUUUGCAGGAUAGCUGAUGGUUAACCUGCAACCUCUGCCUUUCCAAUAGCAGUGUAUAGUUCCUCAAAUCUCAAUCAAAGAUUAAUCAGAUUCCAUGUUC